Molecule: messenger RNA, 516 nt
Organism: Batrachochytrium dendrobatidis JAM81
Lineage: Eukaryota; Fungi; Chytridiomycota; Chytridiomycetes; Rhizophydiales
Exons: 5
Coding region: 1-516 (171 amino acids)
Biological process (GO): mitochondrial translation
Cellular component (GO): mitochondrial small ribosomal subunit; ribosome
Molecular function (GO): structural constituent of ribosome; small ribosomal subunit rRNA binding
Source: RefSeq, a predicted model, not a curated record
AUGUUCAGCACUUGCAUUGUUGCCGGGACUCUAACCAGACAGCGUCUGGCAGUUAUCUGCACUUCAAACAACUACCGCUUUUUUUCUACCAAUAGAACUCAAGGAGCCCAUGGCGUACAUGGAUUCCAGACUUAUGGAGAGGAUGCUCGUGCUCGUGAAUUCAAAGUCGACAUGGGACAGCGUCAAGUUUUUAAACCCAAAGAGACCUAUAUGCCUCGUGAUCUGAAUGACAGAAAUCUAGAGAUGUACACAAAGAAACUGGAUCUACCUCCAUCUGAAGAUAUUCUCAAAAAACUAGGCAUUGAUCCCAUCAAAGAGUAUCGGAAUGUGAAUAUGCUUUCACACUUUAUCACAGCAAUCGGACACAUUAAACCUCGACACAAAACUGGACUUACCCUAGAAAACCAGCGCAGAGUUUCUCGUGCCAUCAAGCGUGCAAGAGCAAUGGAUUUGUACAAGAAUGGGCACAGAAAUAUCAGUAAAAAGUUUAAAAAACAAUCUUGUCAGAAAGAUUGA